This is a messenger RNA of Microthlaspi erraticum, 675 nucleotides long. The record is from the annotation of a GenBank genome assembly. Lineage: Eukaryota; Viridiplantae; Streptophyta; Magnoliopsida; Brassicales; Brassicaceae.
AUGGCACCUCCAGCUGAUGAUCACCAAAAACAGGCGGACUGCAAAGUCAACUCGGCGCAGAUGGAAACCCCAUCGUUCGACGCGACCAACGGUCACGUCAACCCUCCGCCGCCACCGGUUCCUGACGUAGAAGCUCCCGUCACGACCGCCGCGUUAACCGCCGCCAUGCAAGGCUUUGCUGCUCAAAUUGCUUCUCAAUUCGCCGAGAUGCAAGCUCAGCAGCAAAAGUACAACGACAAGACCAAAAGUGGCCAAACUGCGCCGCAACCUCAACGCAGCUCCAAAGUGCACGGCGCCACCAGCUCGACACCCGACAAUACCGAAAUCCUUGCCGAGAAGCAAAAGAUCGGUGACAGCAAAACCGUCACCUCCGUCUCGUCGAUGGCAGAAACAUCACCUUCGUCUCGUCGUUGCCUUCAAAAUCGUCACCACCUUAAGAAUUUUAUUCACCUUCAAAGGUACACGUCGACGUUCUGGCCAAACGUCUCGACGAAAGCAAUACCGGGUCUCAUCAAAGCACGAUCCCGAGAAAACCGGUCUCGCCAAAGCGCCGAGCCUGAGAAAGCAAUACCGGGUCUCGUCAAAGCACGAUCCCGAGAAAACCGGUCUCGCCCAAGCGCCAAGCCCGAGAGAAACAAAACCAAAGUAAACAGACUGAUCAUCCAUGAGGAGUAA